UUCUGAGCAGGCGCUUAGUUAUUGGCUAGCUUCGCGCCUGCGCCAUUCUGCACUCUUUGAGUCAUGCCUGGCUGGUCUCCGCGCUCUGUGUGGUGUGUAGGGAGGCGGACCCCUGGGGCCCUAAUGUUUUCGGGAUAGUGCAGAUAAACGCAACUGUAUUCUACUGGACUCGGGUUGCAAGGGACGUUCCCGGCUGGACCUUGACUUAUCUGUUCUGGAGAUUGCCCGGUUCUGGGACCCUUUCCCGCCCAGAUAGCCCACGUUGAGGUAAAACCAUGGGGGUGAAAGCGCAUCGUACCCGUUGUUUUUUUGACAUAGCCGUUAACAAUGUGGCCGCUGGGAGAGUUGUCUUUGAACUGUUUUCAGACGUUUGCCCGAAAACUUGUGAAAACUUUCGCUCCCUCUGCACAGGUGAAAGGGGAAUUGGGAAGAGCACACAAAAGCCAUUGCAUUACAAAAACUGCUUGUUUCAUAGAGUUGUAAAGGAUUUUAUGAUCCAGGGAGGAGACUUCAGUGAAGGAAAUGGAAGAGGUGGAGAAUCUAUUUAUGGAGGGUUCUUUGAAGAUGAAAACUUCUCCGUUCAGCACAACAAAGAAUUCCUACUCUCAAUGGCCAACAGAGGAAAGGACACAAAUGGGUCACAAUUUUUUAUAACAACUAAACCUACUCCUCACUUGGACGGGCUUCAUGUUGUUUUUGGGCAAGUCAUUUCUGGACAAGAUGUAGUGAGGGAGAUUGAGAAUCAAAAAAUAGAUGCAUCCAGCAGACCAAGUAUAGAUAUUAGCAUACAGAAUUGUGGAGAGCUUGUCCAGAAAUCUAAAGCCAAGAAAGAAAAGAAAAGGCAUAAGUCCUCCUCAUCCAGUGACUCUGAAGACUCCAGCGAUUCAUCAUCCGACUCCACUGAUUCCAAUAGUGAGGGCGAGGAGAAAUCGAAAAAAAAGAAAAGGAAACACAAGAAAAAUUCCAAGAAACAGAAAAAGGAGAAAAGGAAGAGUAAAAAAACAAAGAAAGGUUCUGAUGAAGAAGAAAAUGAAGACCAGGAACUCCAGGUGACCUCUACAGUCCGUCCAGAAGAAAUCCCAACAAUACCUGAAAACAAGUUUCUAAUGAGAAAAAGCCCUCAAGGAGCAGAUGAGAAAGAAAGCCAAAGGAAUGACAGGGAAAGGGAGCGUGAAAGCAAUAUGCAAGCAUCCCUUUACCAGAGGAGGUUAUUGGUAACCAGAUCUGGAAGAAAAAUCAAGGGAAGGGGACCUAGACGUUACCGCACUCCUUCCAGAUCUAGGUCAAGAGAUCGCUUCAGGAGAAGUGAGACACCUCCACAUUGGAGGCAGGAAAUGCAAAGAACGCAGAGAAUGAGAUAUUCGAGUGGCGAACGCUGGAUCAAAGGAGACAAGAGUGAAAUGAAUGAUAAGGACAAUGAAAAAAGCCCAUUGAGGGGAAGGGAGCGGAAGUCAUCUGAUCAGAGGCCAGUAUCAGAAAGCCCCAGCAAAAGAGGGGAUUGGGAAAAACAAAAAGAUCUAUCAGCCAGCAAGGAGAGAGAAUUGAAGAAGGAUACUGAGAAGGAUGAAAGACCAAAUAAAAACCGAAGCAGCAGAAGGACAAGGUCUGAAAGGCGAAGUGAAAGUAAAGAAAAUGCAAAAAGUAAUAAAGAUUCCAAACAAAGCAAACAUGAUGCGAAAGCUAGAUCAAAGAGCAAAGAACGAGUGCAUGAAAAAGAAAAGGAAAAGAUCUCUAGUGAUAAAGCGAAAGAAACGGAGAACAAAAGCAAAGAAAGGUUGAAACUCUCUUCAUCAAAAAAUGAGAGGGCAAAAAGCAAGGAGAAAGAGAAAACCAGAGAGAGGCAAGGAAAAUCAAGGAGUAAGGAACGGGAGUCUACUAGAAUUAAGCAUGGCUCCAGCAGCAGAGCUAAAGAGCGGAGCAAAAGCAGAGAGAACAGCCGAAGAGCAAGGUCCAGAAGCAGAGACAAUACUCGUACCAGAAGUCGAGAUCAUGCUAAAAGCAAAGAUAGGGAAAGCAGAAGGAGAGGUAGGUCCAGAAGCAGAGACAGAAAAGGAACUCCAGAUAAGUCCAAGAAUAAAGAAAGCAAGAGCAGGGGUGACUCGAAAGAUUCCAACAGAGAAGCGAGUCAAAGCAAGAAUAAAGAUUCCCUUCGAAAAGGUGAAAGCAAACCUUCUCAUAAAUCUAGUGAGCAUAAAAGAAGGCAUUCUAAGAGCAGCAGCCCAGAGAACAAACAUUCAAAAAAAGGCAGGGAUCGUGGUAGAAGUCCAGACUCCACAAACAUGCACAGCAAAGAUCGAGAAGAGCGAUCUUCUACCCAUAAAAACAAGGAUAAAGAUAAGACAAGGAAAUCUUCCCACGAUGACAAGGAAUUGAGGAAAAAAUCAAGGAGCCGUGAUAGGGAUUUGUCCAAUACGAAAGAUAAGAAAAACAAUCAUUCGAGUCCUGCGAGUGUUGAAAAAUGAAGUGUAAAUAAUAUUUUGGCUCCAUUCUCUGUUUAUUUUUUAGAAGCUGUACGUACACUGAGGGACAUUUUUGUUUUCUUUUGUGUUAUGUCAUGCUGGACUUUACUUUCACCCUUUUGAUAAGACUCAAUCUGGAACGUUUGUAUUGCAGAUGUUUUAAUAAACUUUCAAUGAAAAAGAAAUCAAGGUGUAAUACUUUCACAUUUAAUGGCAGCUCUCUCACCAAUUUCCCAAAUACCAUUUCCAGACUUUUUUUUUAGUAUUGAAGCAUAAUUUUUUUUUUUUUUUUUAAACCCUGAAUCUCUGUAUUGUAAAAUGGUUUAGACAUUCUUGCUUAAAAUUCAUUUUGGCAAAAUAAAUCAGUAUGGGAUGGCGUGUUUAUACUUGCAGUGAUAUUUUUUUUUAAUUUUUUUUCUUUGAGCAUCUUAGAAAUCUGCUGCACAAUUCAUUGCCUGUAUAUAAUCGGCUAUGUUGGACUGACAGAAUUUCUAUAUUUUCGGAUAAGAAUUUAUUGAUGGUUUGUGUCUAAAAUGUUUCUGCUUUUAUGAUUUGCAUUAGCCUGGGUUCUUUGUAUUGUAAAAUGUGCUAUUUGCUCUGUCUCUUUACCCAAUUCAUAUUGUAUGGCCAGGGCCACCGACUGUCUCUUAAAAUAAAUGGUCCUGCAGA
Messenger RNA from Xenopus laevis (African clawed frog), 3128 nucleotides. RefSeq names its product peptidylprolyl isomerase G (cyclophilin G) L homeolog (gene ppig.L). NCBI's taxonomy places the organism in Eukaryota, Metazoa, Chordata, Amphibia, Anura, Pipidae. The coding region runs from base 276 to 2462 and encodes 728 amino acids. The transcript is spliced from 13 exons. The record is from RefSeq and is a predicted model, not a curated record. Gene Ontology annotation, molecular function: cyclosporin A binding; peptidyl-prolyl cis-trans isomerase activity; isomerase activity. Gene Ontology annotation, cellular component: mitochondrion; cytoplasm; nucleoplasm. Gene Ontology annotation, biological process: protein folding.